This is a messenger RNA of Drosophila serrata, 4251 nucleotides long. It is a transcript of the gene SCAP, whose product is annotated as SREBP cleavage activating protein. The record is from RefSeq and is a predicted model, not a curated record. Gene Ontology annotation, molecular function: sterol binding; protein binding. Gene Ontology annotation, cellular component: endoplasmic reticulum membrane; Golgi membrane; SREBP-SCAP complex. Gene Ontology annotation, biological process: regulation of cholesterol biosynthetic process; SREBP signaling pathway. Lineage: Eukaryota; Metazoa; Arthropoda; Insecta; Diptera; Drosophilidae.
AUGGCCGCCGCAACAGAUGGCUCUGCCAGGGCGGCCGCGGCAGCGGCGUCGACGUCACCGCGCACGGCAGCAGCAGCAUCCAACGGAAGCGGUCUGUCCGUCAAGCCGCCCAGCGCUGUCCCAUCGUCGGUGGCUGCCUCAGGUGCUGGUACUGGGUCGUCCUCACCUGCCGGAUUGCCUGCCUCCGUAUCGCACUUCUACUACAAGCACGGGCUCUUCUUGUCUAGCUAUCCAACCUGCGCGUCCAGUAUUGCCUUCAUGGCGAUUUUGCUCUCGUGCUAUCCGUUAAUCAACAUACCGCUGCCCGGGACAAUACCCACCAAGAUUGUGCUGCCCUAUGACGCCGGCCCUCUGCCGGCAUACUACAAUCACAGUAGCUCCACCGUUGCUCAGCCGCCCUUUCAGCCAGCCCCCGGAGAUCCCAAGUCUGCGACUGUUGGUCCUGAGCUUCUAUCUAACGCCAGUGCCACAGACCGAAAUCCGCCGCCAGUGUUACCCUGGGCGCAGAGCAGCCCUGCCUUCUACGUCCAGCAGAUAACUUUGCGCGCAAGCGUUCUGCCCUGGACCGAGGGGAUGCAACUGAUGGAUGCGUUUCGUGCGCCGCUCUACGAAGUUUUUAAAUUGCUUGAAAUUGUGAGAAAUCACCAAAGCAGCGAGAACCAACGCACCCUGGAACAUAACUGUUUGCAUGUGGAGAACGUGAAGCGCGGGGCUCACGGGCAAUUGGGACAGAUCUUCCCAGAGUACGGAUGUCUACUGCUCUCGCCGGCCAACCUAUGGACACAAAAUGCCCAGAACUUCACCCGGGACACAAAUAUUUUGAACACAAUAUUCCAGUAUCAUAACUUGCAAAAGUCGAAAGUUUCCGCUGCUGAAAUGCUUUUUGGCUUACCCAUGCAGGAUACGGGCUUUAAGCGCUACCCAUUGCGGGCUCGCUCACGGAUUAUCCAGUAUGCCCUGACUCUGGUACUCAAGCACAAUGACGUGGAAUAUUUGGAAACUCUGAAGGACAAGUUACUCCGACACUACCCGCCGCUGCCCGAGUCAUCUGCAUAUGCGGAGGAGCCGUCAACAAUAACCUACAUAUUUUACCCGGGCGAAUACAGGAUGUGGGAGCUAGUACCAUACACGGUGGCGUUUAUGUUGGUGUUCGCCUACGUCUACUUCUCAGUACGCAAGAUCGACGUGUUCCGCUCCCGCUUCCUACUAGCCCUGUGUAGUGUCUUUACUACAGCUGGCAGUCUGGCAAUGUCCUUAGGACUCUGUUUUUUCUUCGGCCUGACGAUAUCUCUGCAGUCAAAAGACAUAUUCCCGUACUUAGUCAUCCUUGUGGGACUGGAGAACAGCUUGGUAAUCACGAAGAGUGUUGUGUCCAUGGACGAGACGUUCGAUGUGAAGAUCCGCGUGGCCCAGGCUUUGAGCAAGGAGGGCUGGCACAUUUCAAAGACACUGCUAACGGAGAUUACCAUUUUAACUAUUGGCCUCGCCACAUUCGUACCCGUCAUCCAGGAAUUCUGCAUAUUUGCAAUAGUCGGCUUGCUUUCAGAUUUUAUGCUGCAGAUGCUACUGUUCUCGACUAUCCUGGCUAUGAACAUAAAACGGGCCGAAUACACAACAGAAGCAAAGCAUCUCCCAAAGAUGAUGUUAAGUUGUACUCAGGGGACUGCUGGGCGACAGGACUUUCGCUUUUUCGGGGCUGCCACGACGAUGCCAUCAACCUUUGUUCCGGGCACCUUCCAGCGCUCCCAGUCUCAUCCGAAACUGUGCUUUGCUGAUGCCGCUGGUGUCGGCGAGCGGUCAAAUCUAGUCAACCCUGGACACUCGCCAGUGGAGCAGCGUAUUCCAAAGCGUAUAAAGAUUGUGAACUUUUGGGCGCGUACUCGCUUCUUUCAGCGCGCCUUUAUGAUCUGGAUGAUUGUUUGGAUCUGCUCUAUAGUAUACAAUUCAGGGUGUCUAGAGCAAUUGUUCAGCAUGCAAAGCAAUGGGACGAUGACAGCCACUAUGGAGCUGCAGCGGCGCCUUCAGGCGGGGCGAGGAGCUGUCAGCAGCUUUUUCGAGGGGUGGCAGACGGCAGACGGACAGCGAACAACAACUACGAGUUCCACACCUAGUAGCAGCGCCUACUCCACACCAAACGAUGCACCUCCUGCCCUCACGAAUGAAGUGAAUGAGACGGGCGAAGAACUGCUGCGACUGCGGUACCCUAACUUUGACCUAAACUAUUUCCUUUCAAACUUUCACUGGUCGACAAUAAUGAAGCAAUAUAACGUCUCACUGAGUGGCCAGUAUGUCACCCUGCUGCCCAGCAUUCGCCUAAGCCACGCUCUCACUCCAGAGCUAGCUGCACUGUUGCGAAAUCCGCAGGAGCAACUGCAGCAAAACUUUCAAUGGAAGGCUUUGGCUGCUGCCCUAGAUCCGUUGGACUUUAACGAUGAUGAUGUGCAUCGCGAGUCGCCGAUGGUUAUGCCGGGUGGAAUGCCGUUGGUCCCGAAGAGUCCAAUGGAAAUAUUCUUUGCUAUUCUGCUUUGCUGCAUCAGCAUCUUCGUGCUUUGCUACACGAUGGUCGUCUUUUACCGCUGCAUCUGCACUAGAAACUAUGCCGAGUGGCGAUCCAGUUGGCACGAGUUCGAAGCGCCCCACAAGCAGACGGAGCAAAUUCUUGAGGGCGUGCCGACGCAAGUCGCUGGUCAUAAGCACCGCAUCGAGUGUCUGGUCUCCGAUGGGGCUUACAUCAUUAGCUGCUGCCUCAAAGGUCAAAUCCGCGUUUGGGAUGCCCGUAGCGGGGAGCAGCUGGCAAGCAUUGCCCGUUCAGACAUGCAGAUCUCGCAGCCAAGGUCGGACGGGCAGACUUUAGUGCGCAAGCUACCUGUGUCGCCGGUCUGGUGUUUAGACUACUUUGACAACCUCAUAGCAGUCGGUUGCGCCAACGGGCGAGUAGAGUUGUGGGAAUCUCCGGCCGGCGUGCUAAAGUGCGCCUACCAGGAGGACGCAAAGCGAAACCAAGGCAUCACCCACAUUCAUCUGAAUGGAGACCGGGUGAUUGUGGCGCGUUUGAAUGGACGCCUGGACUUCUAUCGUCUGGAGACAUACUAUAAGGGCAAGCAGAUCGAUUGGGGAUUUACUUCCGCAUACAGGCGUACUCACGUCCGAACUGGAUCAACUGGGAGCCUGGGACUGAUGCAGCGCUGCCAGCAGGAUAUGGCACCGAAGACCACCAAAGAAGAAAUGAAAAUUACGUUGGAGAGUGUACGGCUCGCACACCAGCAGCCUAUAACAUGCAUGCAGGUUGCCAACGAUAUGGUCUUCACCGGCAGUCAGGACCACACACUUAAGGUGUAUUGUCUCAACAAGACGGAUGUGGAGUAUACACUGCACGGACACUGCGGACCCGUUACCUGCCUGUUUGUCGACCGGUGGCAACCGGGCACCGGAGGUUCUGGUUCACAGGACGGCUUACUUUGCGUCUGGGAUCUGUUUACGGGCGCAUGUAUGUACAACAUUCAGGCACAUGACGGUGCCGUCAGCUGCCUUGCCUGCGCACCGAGCUACGUCAUCUCUCUGGGGACGGACGAGCGGAUCUGCGUGUGGGAGCGAUUCCAGGGCAACCUGCUGACCACCAUCAAUAUCUCCAAUGCCUACUCGAGCUUACUGAUGCUUACUCCUUCGCUGUUGGUAACCAGUAAAAUGGGCUCUCUCAUCGUGUGGGAUGUGCGCACAGGGCAGCCGGCUCGCGAGGUCAAACUGGACUUUGCCAAUCGACAGCUGUGCCCAAAAAUCAUGAUGCUUGCCUGCGAUUCCGUGAUUUGCGACUAUGGUAAUGAGAUCCGCGUCGUGCGCUUUCCCAUAGUGGCCGAUAAGUGCCACUGAAAAAGUGGGGAUCAUUAGAUCAUUAGAUCUUGGUUUUCUGAAUAGCCUCGAAACUAACUCAAAUUGAAAUAUGGUUUUCAAACAUAUUUACGAUUUAGCCAGUGGGGCUUUUUAUUUAAGUUAUUAUGAUUCACUAUGAUUUAGUUGUAAUAUUGGAACACCAAGUGUGUAAACAACUUUGAUAGGUUAAUGGAUCUAAACUAAAUGAUGAAUUAAAUAUAUAUACACAUAUAUUUUUGCGUAACUACAUUUUAACUAAAAAUAGUGUCUUAAAACGCCUCAGCAUAACACAAUGACUAAAUUUUAGAUUAAAACUAUAUGUAUAUUUAUUAAAAUCCCCUACGCUUAAUUUUCUAUAUGAAAAGUAAAACUUACCACAAAUAA